GCUUCUAUCCGAAAUCUCCCGCCUUACAGAAGGGUUGAAUUCUAGUGGUAAGGGGAAGAGAUCCCGGCACUUUUCGCAGACUUGUGCGGGUUAACAACUUCUGGUGCAGAUCUGGGGACACGUUUCCGCUUUCCAGCCUGAAACAAAGAUGCAGUUUUCUGGACCAAAGAGAAAGAAACUGAGUCUGAUAGGAGAUCACAGGGGUGCUUCCUAUCCCCAUAGUCUUCAGUUCUACUUGCAGCCUCCUUCUGAAAACAUAUCUUUGAUAGAGUUUGAAAAUCUGGCUGUUGAAAGGCUUAAAUUGCUCAAAAUAGUUGAAAAUCUUGGUGUGAGCUAUGUGAAAGGUUCUGAACAAUACCAGAGUAAGCUGGAGAAUGAGAUUCGAAAACUCAAAUUUUCCUACAGAGAAAGUUCAGAAGAUGAAUUUGAAGCACGAAGGAAGGAUCACAUAUCUCAUUUCAUCUUGCGUCUUGCUUAUUGCCAGUCAGAGGAUCUCAGGCGCUGGCUCAUUCAACAAGAAAUGGACCUGUUUCGAUUUCGAUUUAGCAUUCUGCCUCCUGACAAGGUCCAGGGUUUCUUAAAGGAUAGCCAUCUGCAAUUUGAAACUAUUAGUAAAGAAGAAAAGGAACUCCAUUUUCAGAAUAUUAUUGAUUCCUCAGCACCUUUAAGUGGAAACAAAUAUGAAUUAGAGGCAGUUUAUAAGGUUCCUUUUGCUGAUGCUCUGGAUUUGUUCCGAGGAAGGAAAGUCUAUUUGGAGCAUGGCUUUGCGUUUGUGCCACAUCAGGAUAUUGUGUCAAUCAUCUUGAAUGACUUUAGAACUAAACUGUCCAAGGCUUUGGCAUUAACAGCGAGGUCACUGCCAUCUGUGCAAUCUGAUGAACGACUUCAACCUCUUCUUAAUCACCUCAGUCAUUCCUACGUUGGUCAAGAUUACAAUGCACAAGCAAAUAUGGGGAAAAUUUCACUGGAUCAACUUGAUUCUCUUGCAGUGAAAUCAUUUCCACUUUGUAUGCGUCAGUUGCAUAAAGCUUUGCGAGAACAUCAUCAUCUUCGGCAUGGUGGCCGAAUGCAAUACGGUCUUUUCCUGAAGGGCAUUGGCUUAACCCUUGAGCAAGCUUUGCAGUUCUGGAAGCUAGAAUUUAUCAAAGGGAAAGUGGAUACAGACAAGUUCGACAAAGGCUAUGCUUACAACAUCCGCCAUAGCUAUGGUAAGGAAGGCAAAAGGACAGACUAUACACCAUUCAGCUGCAUGAAGAUUAUACUAACCAAUCCACCGAGCCAAGGGGAUUAUCACGGGUGCCCAUUCCGCCACAGUGAUCCUGAGCUGUUGAAGCAGAGGCUCCAGUCAUCCAAGAUCUCUCAAACUGGAAUAAACCAGAUUUUGGAUUAUAUAAAAGGCACUCACUACCAGUUGGCCUGCCAGAAAUUCUUCGAUCUAACACAUAAUGUUGAAGAUGGUAUGUUUUCUUUGAAUCAUCCUAAUCAGUACUUUUUUGAGAGCCAGAAACUUCUCAAUGGUGGCCGAGAAGUCAGGAAGGAACCUAGCCAGCCAGAAGUUUCUCAGACCAAGCAGAGUGUCCAGAAAACUUCUAAUUCAACAUCUUCACUUCCAUCAUCUUUAGAUUCUACACUGGAAAUGGAUAUGGAAGGGUUGGAGGGUUACUUCAGUGAAUAACCUUUGACUAUCUCCCUUCUUUCUCAGCUUUCAGGUCUUCUCUGUUUUAGCAAGUUUGCCCUUUGCAACCUAAUUAGUAAUAGAAGACAGUCAUUUUCCUGGAUGGAUAUCAUUAUUUCAUCCAUAUCAUAAUCUAAAAACAGUAUCUUUUAAUUCUUCUUAGUUUAACCUAUUACCUUGCCACUUCUUUUUCUCCAUCAUCCAAAUAAAAAACAAAUACUGAAA
This is a messenger RNA of Antechinus flavipes (yellow-footed antechinus), 1900 nucleotides long. RefSeq names its product DNA primase subunit 2 (gene PRIM2). The record is from RefSeq and is a predicted model, not a curated record. NCBI's taxonomy places the organism in Eukaryota, Metazoa, Chordata, Mammalia, Dasyuromorphia, Dasyuridae. Gene Ontology annotation, biological process: DNA replication, synthesis of primer. Bases 149 to 1675 code for a protein of 508 amino acids. The transcript is spliced from 14 exons. Gene Ontology annotation, cellular component: alpha DNA polymerase:primase complex.